This is a messenger RNA of Podospora bellae-mahoneyi, 4443 nucleotides long. RefSeq lists its product as uncharacterized. NCBI's taxonomy places the organism in Eukaryota, Fungi, Ascomycota, Sordariomycetes, Sordariales, Podosporaceae. The record is from RefSeq and is a predicted model, not a curated record. The transcript is spliced from 4 exons. The coding region runs from base 3220 to 4443 and encodes 407 amino acids.
GUCGUCUCUCGGCGCCACAUACACUCCACCGCUUCCGCUUGUCCCGGGAGCUGAAACCACUCAGGGUCCUACCACGAGAUGGGCCAUCAAGACUGUUCCUUCCCUUCUCUUCCUCGCCGCCUUCAGCUGCCUCCGCUGCUGCCUUGAGCUGCGCUAUCCUCUCAGCCUCCAAAGCUGCCUCCUCUGCAUCUGGUGAGUCUGGGAUGGUUUCAAGACUGGAAAUACUGGGGCUUCUGGAUCGAAGUGAAGUUGGGGUAGACGGGACAGAUGAUGAUGGAUAUGUCGAAAAGGUGGAGGUGCUAGAAAACGCAUCAUACGCGCGGUAAGACGGCGAUGUGGCAACUGCAGAUGGAGUAAGAGGGCCAUUGACCGGAAACGAGCCCACGCCGGGAACAGCCAUUUGGCGAAGGGGAGAGGCUGGCCGCCGUAACUUGGGAAUAGUGGCUGAAGAUGUUAAGCUCAGAGCCAGGUUGGGCGAACUGUUCCUCUCCGCAAGCUUCCGCUCAGGGUCGUGAACCGAAAUCCGGGUUGGCGAUGUGGGAAAGGCUUCGUCAACCGGCUUUCGGGGGAUCCUAAUGCGGCUGGGAGAUCCUGCAGGGCUCGAAGGACGAAACUGAGGCGACAAUGAAAAGUGACCACCGCCAUUGAUUCCUGGCAUCGACUGUGUGCGCACCAUGGGCGGCGGGGCCAGGCUUGCGGCCGACCUGGAUCGCACGUGGUUGCUAGACAGCGGCGAGGAUGCACGAGGACGGUAUGUGAGCAAAGACCCAGGUGUCCAUGUUGGAGAAAUUGGUGAGGACGAAGGUGAGGGAUCGGUCGAUCGGCGGAUCGUGGGAGGCUUCCGCAGGUAGUCGAAUUCCGGAGGGCCGACUGGCGUCAACAUAGAUGGAGUCGCCGAAGCAGAAGACGACGCUCUUGAUGAGGGGAGAGACGUGGGCCGAAACUCCUCCAUUCGCUCUGUCUCAGGAACGGGUUCCAUGGUGAAUUGCUUGACUGAGGAUUCUGUGGUUCUAGUCGUGGUCUGCUGAUGCCCUCAUCAAACACCGUUUAUGAUGACUUGGUCAGGAAACUCAUGGAGCGACACAGCGACAGCAAAGUCGAUCCGACCGAACCACCGGCUGGGGGUGGGCGUGCAACGGCAACGGCAACAGCAACCGCAACCGCAAGCAAAUGUCAAUGCCUGGAUGCUUGGAUGAUGGAAUUGCUUGCAAUGCUGUUCCCCCUUGCAGCCGUGGCUGUGUUGGUGAGUGUGGACUGUGGAGGGCCAGGGGAAGCUUGCUCCGGCUCGGAUUUCGGCAAGGUAUCGAUCGCAGCGACUACUUCUGAGAGCGGCGACCUGGUAUUUGUUGAAAAGAAGCUGGAAGCGGUCACCAGCGUCUCACGAAGCUGUUGCAGGAAGGACGACGGGAGAAGGAGAGACCCAAGACUCAGUCAAUCAAGACCACUCACUGCACACGCGCUGCAGAUGCGCACUGGAAUGCAGGGAACGAAGGAUUAAGGCGGGGUCUUUACCCGGCCAGGGGUGCUGCUGGAUGCGCGGAAUGCACCAAUGGGGCAGUCGCUGGGAACUCGAAGUGGACAAAGCCCGCGAGGGCGGGACGACCAAUCAUAGACAGACCAAGAAAUAUAUGGCGCUCUGUUAGUGACCCUUCGCUGACUUUUGCUGCUUGCCUCGGUGCUCUCGUUUUGGGGUAGGUGACACAUUCAUCUCCAGGGACAACCUGAACUCGAACCAAACAUGGAACCGUCGACAUUACUGCCACAACUGCUGAAGUUGCCUCUGUCCGUGUCGACUCGAAACAACGGGUUGGGCUCUUGCGGUCUCACUCAUCACUCUCAGCCCCGGCUUUUGCACGGAUCACCAGCGUCCGUCACCUGCGUGCCUGCGUCCGUCUCGAGCCGCCGCCAGGUCCAGCUCGCCACCGGGCGAAACACUGUUGAUCCAGAACGGCACCUGCGGUUCCUUGAUUGUUUCGGGGACUGAUCAAUUUUCGGCGUUAAACUCAACCAUGGGACGAAUAUUGCCAAGUGUGCUGCCACUCCCGUCACCUACCUAUCUCAGAGCAUCCUGAUCGAUUAUCAACGGCAAUGCAGCAAUUCAUUUUAUUCAAGUUGGACAAGACAUUCACCAAACAACAGCAAAACAUCUGAACACGAAUAUAUGGAUUACUAUGCUCGUCGAUAGCGGUCAAUGGCAGCCAAUGGCCAUCCAUACAGAGUACACACCGCUUUCUUAACUCCAGGUUGCUCAUGCACGACUUGUUUUCAGGUCCGAUAUGCCAUCUGCAUCUUGGCAUUUGUUCUGCCAGUCGUGGCCACCUCUCAUCCACAAGUCACAGCAUACGUAGCGGCAAAGCUGUUUUUCGCCAUCUCCACCCCCGCAUUUUAGUGAUGGUGUGCUCGCCGGGGAAGCGCGGAGAGACCCACCCGGCCGGAUAUAACAUCCGAACCGCUCAUGGACCGUGCUUUCGGCAGUCCUCCCGGUGGUCUUCCGGCCGCAACAUGACGGAAUGACGGGACGCUGCGGUCCGGUGCCAAGGAACCUGUUGGUUCGAAACUUCAUUGGCUCUCCACAGCUGAUGUUGCCAUUGUCACCUUGUCUGAGCGCCUGUCAGACGCUUACCACAAGCUCUCCCCCGUCCUUUGGCUCUUCUUCUAUCUCAGAGCAUUAAAUACACUGGAUGGUUAUUCGAGAAGUCUCAGACUGGCACAUGUUGUAUCAGGGCAUCUGCAAUAUCGCGGGUACCUUGCCUCAGGCGCGCUCUGCCCUGAUCUGAUCUUGAACAUUCAACUUGUGUUGUCAACUCGAACACAAAAUCCGCCCAUGCUAUCUACCCUUUCCAGGAUGUUGAUCACUUGGCACUGUUCUACAGCAUUGGUUGUUGGUUCUGUCAAAGGCCAGGCAACCGUUUGAGGUGCAGUACGAACAACCCAAGUGGGACAUAUUGUUGGUGGACGCGCGGCCAUCAGCAGUAUUGCAUCUAGAUCCAGCAUCUACAUCAUUCAAGCCCUACCAAUACUCUCAGGAACCUGGUGAUGCUGUAUCGCAAAGAAGAUCCAGGGGCGUGACCCCCUGUCAACAACAUGCAAGGCCGUUCAGAGCCGCGUCACUUUGUGAGAUGGGCAGUUGGCAUUGAUAGCCAUACUGAAGAUAUACGAGGUUUAAGGGGCUGGGCAGUGCAUCGAGGACCUCAGGUUAUUAGUACAUAAGCUUAUGGCAUGUCCAGACUACCCUUGAGCCGGGCAUCUGGGAGAGCCGGUGAUAAGGUUAGAUCGGUGACAAUGGCAGCAACAUCUCUUCGGGACUUUUCCCGACAGGUGAAAGCCAUCACCAAGAAGAACCUCGUUCUCCUAGUCACACGGCACUGGAUAUCGACUCUUCUUCAAUCCAUUGUGGCUCCUAUCGUCGUUCUCGCCCUCGUACUCAACAUCCGAAACUUUGCCAAAAGCAGGGAACGCCUCGGGGUCGGCCAUGCUCGUCCUAUUCGUGCCCUCGUCGAAGCUAUACCCGCUUCACAACAAUUGAUUCUUGUCAGACCUGAUUUUCUCGGCUCUGAUGUCGACACGGUCAUCGGCAGACUCGCCGCCUUGCUACCCAACGACAAGACCAUUCGCUUUAACUCGGCUAAUGAAGCCAGAGGCCACUGCACACCCAACUUUCGAGGAGUGUCCAACUGCUACGCAACUAUCGUCUUCAAAGAUUCACCGCUGACAGUGGGCGUUUCCAACAACCAAACAUGGGACUACACAGUCAUCGUCGACCCCAUACGCCAAUACGGUAUGACUCUCGACAGCAGCGUGUAUGACGAUGAUAGUGCCAUCCAAAUAUACCAUCUACCUGUCCAGCUUGCUGUCGACAAUGCUAUUACCGAUAGCAAUGAGAGACCGAGGGAGUGGGCAUACAGCCGGACGUCCCAGCAGUACCUCAACGACAACCUUGACGCUUGGUAUUCCAGAUUGGUCAUCGGGACCUACGCCGUUGUCUUCUUCCUCAGCACACUUGUCCCUGUUUACCAUACUGUGAGCUUCGUGUCGGGCGAUAGGGCGAGUGGCACGGCAGAGUUGAUCGAUGCCAUGGGAGGAGGUCCGGCUGGCCGUGUCACCGGUACCAUACUUGCACUGAGUGUGGUGCAGUUUCCGACAUGGCUUAUCUCUGGGUGUCUUUAUCAAAAUCUACUCUUUCCCGAAACCAACGCAGCAGUUCCCAUCUUCUGGCAGCUUUUCAAUGGUCUGGCCUUCCUCAACGCUGCCAUUUUUGGUGCCUCUUUUUUCACGAAGCGCAUCAUCUCUAGCAUAUUCGUCGUCAUCUGUUUCUGCUGCCUCGGAGGCGGUGCCGCCAUCAUGUUGAAUCGGGUCGCCGAAACGCCACAGGUGCUUCCUCUGUCGCUGUUGUUCCCUCAGAUGAACUACAUCUUUUCCCUGUCACAUAUGGCCAAGUGGUAA